GGUGGCUGUGCUACAACACAGGCCACUAAUCCGCUUGUCUUCGCCAUGCAGGUUUUUGCUUCGUUCAUCUCCCACGUGCUGUUCCCUACACUGCUGACGGCUCUCUCGGACGACAGUCCGGGAUGUGCACUCCUCUCGCAUAGACACAGCGUGAAUGGCUACUAUCUGCCGUCCGUCAGUGAGUCAUCACGUCUGGCUGCGCCGCCACUGGAGCACUGGAUCCUCGACCAAGCAUGGAAGGCACAAUCGACACCGACACGUCUAGACGCCGCACCUAUAAAGCAGCGACGACCACCGGCGGCGCUCUGUGGCCUCGGUGGCUGUGCUAGAACACAGGCCACUAAUCCGCUUGUCUUCGCCAUGCAGGUUGGUAAACCGUAUGGUCUUUUUGCUAAGAAAUCUAGCAACUACUUUUUGGUGCAGCUGCCGAGCCCGCAGUGUUGCCUUGCCAUCUGUGCUGAAUGCGUUCAUGUUGUCCGUUUUUUACUGCUGCUGUCAGGCGACGUAGAGACAAACCCAGGGCCUGACAAUGCCGUGCUUGUUGAACUGCAAAAACUGUCUACCGGUCAGUCUCAAUUACUUGCUGAGGUACAAGGCCUCAAAUUCCAACUCCAAACAACCGACAAAACAAUGUCUGAACUCAGCAAGCGAAUGGCCGAACUAGAAGGCCAUUACCAAAGCCUUGCAACUGUGCGAACUGAACUAGAGACAACCCGAGCCGACACCGCCCAGACGGCUCGCCAGGUCUGUGACCUGGAGGCUUGUGUGGACGAUGCCGAGAAUCGCUCCCGCCGAAACAACAUGAUUUUCUAUGGUCUUCCUGAUCCCACUGCCUCAGAAACGUUUGCCCAGUCGGAACAGAGAGUCAUUCGCCUCUGUUUUGAUCUCUUCAACGUCACUUUGGACCCUAAAGAAAUAGAACGUACACAUCGCCUCGGGCGUUAUACAGCUAACCAGUGCCGCCCAAUAAUUGUAAAGUUCGCCUUCUUCAAAACCAAAGAGUUCAUCCUUUCAAAUGGCCCAAAGUUGAAGGGCACAAAUUACAGCAUUGGCGAGGACUUCUCUCGUCCUGUUCGUAACGCUCGAAGGCACCUUGUUGCUUUUGCUAAAACCAAAUCUGCCGCGUUUUCUCUCCGCUACAAAACCCUGUUCAUCGGUUCUAAACGCUAUAUUUUUUAUGAGGCAACAAAAACUGUAAAAGAAAUAGCAUAGCGAUCACCCCGCUAUCAGCGAGUAAAAGAACACCUUCAGACUACUGCCCCAACAAAUCUUUCUUUUUCUGCAAUCUUUACUAACAUACGUAGUUUCCUUCAGAAGUGCGAACUCGCGUCCAAU
Ixodes scapularis (black-legged tick) is the source of this 1335-nucleotide messenger RNA. RefSeq lists its product as uncharacterized. The annotation marks the transcript as partial. The transcript has a single exon. The record is from RefSeq and is a predicted model, not a curated record. NCBI's taxonomy places the organism in Eukaryota, Metazoa, Arthropoda, Arachnida, Ixodida, Ixodidae.